Molecule: messenger RNA, 5548 nt
Organism: Onthophagus taurus
Lineage: Eukaryota; Metazoa; Arthropoda; Insecta; Coleoptera; Scarabaeidae
Gene: gig
Product: TSC complex subunit tuberin
Biological process (GO): negative regulation of insulin receptor signaling pathway; negative regulation of TOR signaling; negative regulation of phosphatidylinositol 3-kinase/protein kinase B signal transduction
Cellular component (GO): cytoplasm; TSC1-TSC2 complex; nucleus
Molecular function (GO): GTPase activator activity
Source: RefSeq, a predicted model, not a curated record
AUGAGUGGAAAACAAGAUAAAUCGACGGUAGAUAAGUUAAAAAACAUGUUUAAGAAAAACAAAGGAUCUGGAAGUAAUAUUUCAAAUACAAUUCAAUAAUAAUAUUAACCCCCCAUUUUCUUAGGUCUUUACCGAAGCAAAGAGUUUCAUUUAAGUGAAGAAAUACAACGCGAUUUAAAGGAAAGUUCGCCAGUACACGUUCGCCUAAAAGCCCUAAGAGAUCUAAAAGGAGACGUUAUGGAAUGCCAAAUCGAAACGAACGAUAUUGGAAGAUUAUGCAAUUACACCUUAGAUUUACUGUCCAAUUCAAAUAUAGAAGUACGCCAUUCAGCGUUUACUUUUCUCCAAACGCUCGUUAAAUACCAAAACGAACGGUUAGGUUUGAUUCGUAGAAAAAUUUUUCAAAUCGUGAAAGAUUACAACGAUGAUGUACUCCAACGAUUUGAAUUAUUACAAGCUUUAACGGAAAAUGGACGAGAAAUUUUACACAUGGAGGAUGUUGUCGCGCAAUUUUUAUUGUUGUGGUUUCCAGAGAUUUCUAAAGCGGGAAUUAUUGAGAUGUAUAUGCUUCUUUUGGAUAAUAUGAUUAAAUUUAACGCUGCCUAUGUCGAAGAGGAUGUUGUUAAUGGGUUGGUGCAGCAUAUUUGGUUUUUAUGUUGUAAUGCACAAGAACAAGAUGUUAAAGCUUGCUUACAAUUAUUAGAAAACAUCGUUGCUUAUAGCAACUUACCCCCGGAUUCGUUAUCGCAGUUUAUUGGAACGUUGUGUAGAACAGUUAAUGUUGAAUGUUAUUGCCAAUUAAGUUGGAAUAUAAUGCGUAAACUUCUUGGUACACACAUGGGGCAUUCAUCAUUAACUACUUUAUGUGGAAUUUUACGAGAACCUUGCUUAAGUCAAGAUAUUUUUUUGAUUCGAGGAGCCGUUUUUUAUAUCGGAAUGGCUCUUUGGGGGCGACAACAAGUUGUGACUCUUCAAUGUUCGCCGGGAUCUGUUCUGCCGCAUAUUUACCAAGCCGUUCAAGGAAUGAACCCGAUAAUAAGCUAUGAAGUCAUGAUUUGUGUGAGUUUGUUAAUAAACAAACAUGGAACUGAGUUGCACGGAGCCCCUUGGGAUGUUAUUUUAAAUAUUUUACUCACAGUAAUUAAACAAAUCGAUAGUAACCCAAAACAUGUUUCUAAUUCGCAAACAUUAAAAAAUCUUCAUGAUACUUUAACCGUGAUAGAGAACUUCAUUGAUAAUGGGAUUUUUAAUGGAUCGAUUAAAAAGUUUUUUGAGAUUAUUGAUGAGUGCGCUGCGAGAAGACCAGAAGCGUCUGUUUUACGAUUAGUUUCGUACUUGUCACGAAGUAUUAUUCCGACUGAAGUUUUGUGGCUUACGAAUUUAUAUAAUCUACUCCAACGGUAUUUUAAACAAGAAAAAAGGGCGAAUAUUCGAUUAAAAACUUUGGAUGUUUUAUCAAACGUAAUUCAUCUUCAUUGGGAUAAAUACGAAGAUGAAUUAAUUGAUCGGAUUGUAAUUCCCCAUUUAGUAGUGAAUGACCCCGAUGUGAUGGUGCGAGCUUCAUCUUCGAAACUCCUGUUGGAAUUAUGUGCUAAUUGCGAAACUAAACGUUGUUUGGAAAUGUUGGAUAUUCUCGAAAAGUUAUUAUAUCGACCUUACGAAGAUUACAGUGAGAAUACAAGUUUAACCGAUGCCGAUUUAUUUGAUAUAAAAACUUUGGUGGACGGCUUAAUAAAAGUCUUCGUAAUUAAAGUUUACAAAUUACCUUCAUCUCAUGCGAUUAAAAUCUAUCAAAUGUUGAUUAAAUUCUUGGAUUUUCAUUAUAGUAAACCGAAAUUAUUCGAUAAUUGUAAUAAAAUUCGGUAUAAGAUCUUUGAUUGUUUUUUGAAAAUGCGAGCUGAUAACACGUAUCAUUUGGGUUGUGUAAACGCAAACGAAGAAAUUAAGUUUAGUCAAUACCUUUGUGCGACUUACAUCCAAGAAAAAACAGCUAUGAUGUCUCCUCCACCACCAUCUCCGGCUAUAAGCCAACAACCCCAAUGUGUUGUAACCUACGUUUCGGUUAAACACGCUUUUAAAUUAUUCAUAACCUGCUUGCGGAGCGAAAAAGAUUGGGAUAUUUUGAAUCUUCUCUUAGCACAACUUCCCUACGUUUUACAAAACAAAUCUUUGAUUUUAUCUAAACAAGGUAACCCAGAUAUGCAUUUAUUAGUAGAGACUUUAUCGCAAAUGAUUGUUGAUAAAACUUUAGCCGAGACUUUCCGAUCAAACCGAUCCGAUUUUAUAGCCGCCGUUUUAUCCGUUUUGGCGAAUCUAGCUUCAUACCACAACUAUUUAAAUCAAGCGGCUCAACAGGAAAUGAUCGGGUGUUUAUAUAAAUAUUUAAGUUUUAAAUGUGCUCGGCAAUGUAUAACAGCUUUAAUGACGUGCACCUUGGAAAUGAGGGAUAUUAUGGUGAAGAUGCUUCCUCAAGUUUUAUUGAGUUUAUCUAAAAUAUCAGCUACGGAUAGAAUCGCAAUACCAGUUUUAGAAUUUCUUUCGACUUUAACUGUUUUACCGAUGGUUUUUGCUAAUUUCGUUGCUGAUGAAUACAUGGCUGUUUUUGCUAUAUCUUUACCGUACACAAAUCCAUUUAAAUAUAAUCAUUACAUCGUUUCUUUGGCACAUCAUGUUAUUGCCGUUUGGUUUUUAAAGUGCCGAUUACCUUUUCGAAAAGAAUUCGUUCGAUUUAUAACAAGCGGUUUACAAACGAAUGCGUUAACACCGUUUGAAGAAACCAACUUUUUAAAACAAUCCGAUGUAAAUAAGCUAAAUCAAGAUAGUUCAGAUCGUAAACGGAGUUCAAGCUUAACAGAACAAGGUUCGAGAAGACCAAAUAGAUCCCCGAUAACCCUUUCAAGACCCACAGUUGACGUGAAAUGUUUAACCUCCGAUUUUAAAGUACCAUCGGAUAAAUUAAAAAUGACGUUUUAUGAGGAAUUAACGGAAACUUGCAUUGAUUUGAUGGCACGAUACGCUUUUUCACCAUGUAGCGCUUUACCGAGGAGAUUACCAACAGCUGACUUUUUAUUAAGCGGUGGUCAAUCGACAAGUUGGUUACUAGGAAAUAAAGUUAUUACGAUAACAACAAGCGGUUGUGCCCAAAAAGCUUUAAAACACGGCUUAUGCGAUAAAUGUUUUACUGCUUGCAAAAUUGAUAGGACGCCGGAAGAUACUAAAAAGACAAGUCGUAAUAAUAGCACAGAAAAAGAUAAGGAAGACUCAAGUACCAGAGUUACACGACAAAAUUCGGCCGAUAAAUCGAAUACAAACACCUCAACGAGUAGCCCAGUGGAUGAAUCAAAAAAAUUAGGCGAUAAACUCGAUCAAUUACCAUCGAAAUUGCAGCAACUAAGUGUUCAUCGUGAUUCAAAUUCGAGCGAAAAGCUGCGAUGUGCGUGUUGGUGCCAAGGAUGGGCGGAAAUUUACGUCCGAAGACCAACCGGAGAUAUGUCAUGGGUGAUGAGGAUCCAAAAUCAAAUCGCCGAUCAACAAUCAAUUUACGAAUUCCCCAUAAAUGAGAUUUCGACGCUUUUUACAUCAUCGUUGAACCAAACUUCGAGUGAUGUAGGCAGUUUUGAUAAAGAUUUCCAACAUCAAGGAACAAGCACAAGUCAAGACGAAGAUGUUAGUGUAACAGCACCGAUAAGUAUUCCAGGUUCACCUAAUAAACAGUCACCUUCACGACAAAGUUCUCGAGAUAGUAUCGAUGAAGAUGAAUCAAUCUACGAGGAUGGAACCCGAUCAAGAAAUCCCGUUCAACGAUCGAAUUCAAGUCCGGAGAUGUCAGCGAAUUGGCGUAACCCAAUGCAACAAAAGGAACGCGAGGAACGGAAUCAAGUUGAAGAUGAGAUAACAAAAAAAUUAAAAAAAGAUUUACGAGUGAGUUGUGAAGCUAUUCCGGAAGAGAUUGCAGGUACAACCCCACCAACGGAUGGUACAUAUUACCCCCAGCAUCCAUCAUUAUUAAAUUCGCUAAGUUAUCCGGGUCCCCAAACCCAAAAUGACCCAAAUAUAAUAACAAAACCAAGUCAAACUGUUCCUCCGUCACCCAAUCCUUCAAUUCAAACCUCGCGGCCUCAAUAUCCACGUAAUUAUGGAGUCCUCCGAUCGGCUAAAAGUGAUUCAAUCGAUAGUAUCGCUUCAGAAAAAAAUAUUGAGCGGCCAAAUACGCUUCCAACGCUUUCAUCAACAGCUUUAGUAGCAAAACCACCUCAAAGUCCCACUCAAACAUCCCCAAGACCACAACGUUCUCAACGUGAGGGAAAUGAAAUUCAAAAGAGUGCAUCAGAAAAAACUGGGUUGCAAUAUUUGAAGAAAGAUAAAAGAAAUGAAAUUGAAAAAUUGAGUAUCAGCGAUCAAAGUUUAAGCAGUCAAAUAAGAGAUCGUGGUUAUACAAUUUCCGUUAUGUCACCGGUAAGGAAACCGAACUCAGAAAUGCUAAGACAUCAUGGUUCUCGACCUAAAGAAGCCCCAAAAAGUGGGAUAUCACCAAGUUUUAUUUUUUUGCAACUCUAUCAUGCGGCUCAUUUAAAAAAUUCGACCGAAAAACCUUUAUUGAUUGACUCAAGCGAUAUCGUUCAAAGAGCUUUGACCGUUUUAGAUUGUAUCCCGCCAUAUGAAACCCACAAAAUCGGUGUGUUGUAUGUGGGGCCUGGUCAGUGUAAAAGUGAAGCGGAUAUUUUAAGGAAUAAAGUUGGAUCAGUGCGAUAUCAAGAGUUCUUACAAAAUUUAGGAACAUUAAUUAAGUUAAGCGAUGUUGAUCCCCAAGUCGUCUUUUUGGGUGGGUUAGAACAAGGAGGGUGUGAUGGAAAGUUCUCUUACAUUUGGCAGGAUGACGUUAUUAGGGUUAUGUUUCAUGUGGCAACCAUGAUGCCAAAUAAAGAAUCAGAUCCGAAUUGCCACGAGAAGAAGAGACACAUUGGAAAUGAUAAUGUUACGAUUGUUUAUAAUGAAUCGGGGGAGGAGUAUCAUAUUAAUACGAUUAAGGGUCAAUUUAAUUUCGCAUCGAUAAUAAUUCAACCUUUAGAUCACAACACAAAUAGGGUUACUGUUAAAGUUAAGGAAGAUCUUUUACGUUUAAUCGGGGUAACCGAGCCAAAGUUAGUUUCAGAUCAAAACGUAGCUAUAUUAGCUCGUCAGUUGGCUUUGCACGCUAAUAUGGCAUCCUUGGUGUUUAAUUCGUUAAAGAACUCUGGAACGAAUCCCUAUGCUUCAAAUUGGUUGGAACGAUUAAGAAAAAUUAAAAAUCUUAAAAACAAAAUACAAGAAGUGAAAAAGGAGCCGGAUGAGGUUAAAAUGAAGCGAGUUCAAAUGGAGGAUUUUACGAAGUACACCUAAUUAUUUAUGGACUUAUAAUCUAUCAAGUACUAUUUAUAUUGCUUAUUAUAUGAUUAAUAUAAUUGUGAGAAACAUUUCUAUUUGACACAAUAUUCAUAACCUCACUUUUUUUAGUUUUAAUUUAAGCCAAAAAAGGAUUUAUUAAAACUAAUUAUUGAUGUAUUGCUUA